GCAUGUUUUGUUGACAUAGAUUAUCAAUGGCACGGCUAUUCCUACUUUCGCUUUCGGUUCUGUCAUGAAUUUCACAGAAGCCCUCGUGAUAGCGUCAUCGUCUGUCGUCGUGUAACACUAGGACAUGUAGUUCUCCUACUCGUCAACACAUCCGAGAUCUACUGACGCGGAAGUGCACACAAUGGACCCGGACAGCCCGAGGAGCCAGAAGUCUCUGAGUACGUCGUCCUCGAGUGAGGACAUAUCCCGACCUUCCUCGGGAAACAAGUCCAUAGACGUCACAAGCAGUACUGUAGAAAUACGCCGCCAUUCCUUGGAUGACAGUGAAGAUGAGGAGAGACGGUUACAUACACGAGAUGAGAAUCCCCCAGAGACCGCCAUCGAACAGCACUCGGACUCCCCAACCCCACCUCGUGCCAACAACAGAAAGACAAACCCUGGGAAACAAGAAACAUCAGAAACGUUCUCAGCGGAAUAUGGCAGUGCGUCCAAGAUUGACUCUAUCAAGGAAGCUUCCCCUUACAUAAAAAAGGACGAUACAUCUGCUUUUGGUGUCACAAUGCCUUCUCUUUUUUCACCUCCACCUAUUGCCCAGGUACCGUCAACUGAGAAAUCCUUCACAACCAAACAUGGCGUCAGUAUCAAGAUCUACGUCGGGAACAUUACCAAGGUCAAGGCAGACGCCGUGGUCACGGGCGACUCCCCCAGCUCUAGAGACAUGAGUAUGGUGACCCGAUCUCUGUGCAGCCUCCCGGGUGGGAAUGAGUUCAAGGACAAGAGAGAGGCACGGCGGGUCUCUAAGGGCACCCUGCAGGAUGGCCACGUGUACACAGUUCAUACGAAGAACGACAAGUUCCCCUUCAAGUACGUGCUGCAGGCGGUUGUCAGCCCCUACGAUGAACGCAAGAGUAGAAACUGGUUGAAGACCCUGAAGAUACUGUACAGGAAUGUAUACAGGAAGGCCGACGACAAGGACAUCAGCUGCAUUGCUAUCCCGCUGCUUGGAACAGGACGCGGUCGUGGCACUGCUGAGGAGUCUGUUGAGGCCGCUGUGAGGACAUUGUACCGGCACCGUCCCGUGUGUCUGGAAGAGGUCCACUUCGUCAGUCUGGACAAUGACAUCAAUGAUUACUUCCAGGUCAUCUGCGAGACCUCCUGUAGUCUCAGUGAUGAAUCCAGCUCAGAAGAUGAGCCUGACACCACAGAGCCAGAUGAGGUUCCUGCCUUCCCAUCUGCAUUCGCUACACAAGCAGGUCCCGUGUCUACAUCACACACGGGUCCACGGUUCACAUCUGAUCCAGUCGGAGUGUACCCAAGUACAACAUACACGGGUCCUAGAUCCACUGGAUUGUACCAAAGUCGAGCCAACACGGUUCCCCGAUUCACGUUGGGUCGAUCCGGAGCAUACCAAGGUGGAGCAUACAUGGGUCCCCGGUUCACGUCUGGUCCCCCCAGAGCCUACCCAGGUAGACCUCACACAGGUCCUCCACCUAAACCUGGCCCAGGUGGGGUCUACUCGACAACAGCACAUGCAAGUACAGUGAGGUCAUAUAAGAAAUCCCCACCACAGACGUUGCCCCUAACAUCUCCUGUGGCUGCCAGUCCACGCCCGAAAGCUCCUGUUGGAGGGGUUUCCGUAUUACCCGGCCAGAAGAACGAGGACGUGCCGACACAAACUAGGGAAGACCGGAUACAGAAGCUUAUCAAACAAUCCAAUAAAUCCACGGCUGUGUCUGAAAAAGAUGCCAAAGACUUGCCUUUUGUGAAAUCUCUGUCCAUGACGGCUCUUCCCGAGCCUGUUGGAUACCCUCUUCGAGACGCAUGUCCACUGCAGGAUCUCAACCUCACUGAAGAUGAUGAAUCAGAAAACCGCUCCAGAGAUACAGUAAGCAGGAGUGACGACGACUCCCCUCGACAUCGGAACCAGGAGACUGUUGCUAAGUUUACACUUCUAGAAGAAGAGGACGAAGAGAAACCUAAAGACGAUGAAUUGGGUGAUACAAAUUCAAAAUCUGGUGAUGAAACUAGACUUAUAAACUUUAGUGAUGAAGAGGACUUUCAAUAUCCACCCUACAACCCUUUCAAUGGAGGGACCGCCAAAUAUGGAGCUUUUGAUGAAGCAGCGGGCGGUGGUUACCGUGAUGGGGAAGGGUUUUAUGAAGAUACGUACAGCGAUGUGGAUGAUGAUGGAGAAAUAGCUGCGGUGGAGUUUGAGCCGUCAAUAGAUGAAAACCUGAUCCAGAGGGGCAACCAGCCUCCCGGAACGAUGAUAGUUGCAACAUUUGACCACUGUCACGUGUCCGGGUUCGAUGACGUCGGCAUCAUCGUCAUCACUUAUUCCAUUCCAGGAGGAAAACAGACGGAGGAACACCCCCAUCCCGGGAGGUUCUACCGUGGUGUAAAUCGACGGGCCUUCCUCCCUGACAAUGAUAUGGGGAAAAAAGUAUUGCGCAUGCUCAAGAUCGCAUUUGACAGAAAGCUGGUAUUCACUGUCGGAAGGUCCCUCACUACCGGUCAACCGGAUGUGGUCAAGUGGGGUCACAUCAUGCACAAGACUAGCCAGGACGGUGGGCCCGACGAAUACGGUUACCCCGACCCCGAGUACCUCAUCCGUGCGGUGGAAGACCUAGCUAAUCUCGGCAUCGUUGACGACACCAACGACGCAGUGGACGACAUGAACAGUCUACUUGAUGUUGAGAACGCCGAGUAGCUGUGUCCCGCCCGCAUGUUAAUGUCACUAGACAAGGAGAUAUACCGUAUUUCCUCGAUUAAACGCCCAGGCGUAUAUUUCUUUCAAAUAUUCUUUACCCCGGAUUAUAAUGGGGAGAAUUCCGUGCAUAAAAACUCCCCCGCGUUUAAUCGAGGAAAUAGGGUAAAAAGUAAACUAUGCCUGAAGUUGUAAAAUAAAUAUCUGUAUGUAUGUAGCCGUAUUUAUGUACAUUGCCGUUGUCACGCGUUUACCGGUGAUCAUGUGGUACAAAUUGCCACAAUUUGCAGUCGCGGUGCGACCUUUAGUCAUUUUAGGAUUCGUUCGUGGGUUCGAGUCCUAUAUUAGUCCUGAUGACCACUCUUGCUUUGCCAGCUCUUUGUCGGUGCUUAUGGGAGUAUAAAGGUCAACAUAUACGACUGUGAUCACUUUAAGCUGACCGCCAUGAUGUGACUACAAUUCUGAAUCACAUACACAACUACACACUAAAUAUGAUCUCAUUUGUCUGUAUGACACCCUAUAAAAAACAUGUUUGAGGUACAAAAUCGACUUCUUUAUAUCAUAUUCCUUUAGGGGCGGACUAUUUGAUGUUCUGGGACUAGCCUGGGAUUCUGUAUAGACGCAAGAUAUUUAUUCCGCUACAGAUUAUUAAAGUUAUGAGCCCAGCAACUGUGUACUUUGUUAGACAAUUUCUUUUUCAACAGUCUGAAGCCUAAUUAUUUUUUUAAACAUUUCCUGAAACAAAUAAUUACAAUUGUACUUGAGUGGCAUGUAAUAGAAUGACACCACUUCGAUUCUUACAGGCAAGGGAGGUAACUGAUUUUAAAAAUCCAAACGGGACUUUUAUAGUCACUUAAAUGCCUUGCCUCGGGAAGAUGCCAUUCUUACAGUGAAUAUAGUUUUGUUUUAUGGAUGGUAAAACUUAGUUGUCCUUUUAAUGGCUAUAUUCUAGGAGGACACGUAUGGUCAACAAAAUCGGUGACUAUAUUUACUUGAUAAUGAUACUGCUGAACCCACGUGUAAAGUGUUCUAUAAUCAAUCAGGCAACGAACAAUAAAUGUAUUCUGAUUUUAUGAUAGGUUGAAACCUACAUGUUAAAUGUUCCAUAGUUAAUUACGCCUUUUAUUGAAUAUAUAUAUAUAUAUAUAUAUGUGUGUUUAUUUCUAAUAUGACAUGGAGUUGGUAGUUGAAAUUAAAAUAGAAAUAUGUUUGGAAAAUCACUGUAGGAUCGAUGGAUGAAUUGAAUUGACGGCUCUCUGAAUCAAAUAAGAAUAUGUACUUAGUUUGAAAGAAUUUAGUAUUUUUGCUCCAAAACAGAAUUUCUCCUGGUUUAAUAUUACAACAGUCGAUGCUCGUGCAAUUGUAAUUUGUUGAAUGGCAUUAGCUAGUUCUCGCAAAGAAGGCCUACCAGACAAGUGUUUUGUGGCAACUGGUGUUGGUGGAGACAUGUAGUGAUCAGGUAGUAUGUGCAUCGGACAUAACACACAUCUCAUAACACCCAUUUCUAGGGUGACGCAUUCAUUGUUUGGAUCUAUCGAACCGGGUUUGUUGACUGCCCCUUGCCAACACAACAUUGCUGUUUUUCAAAACCACUAACAUGUUUCUGUAUCCAACUUUCAAGGUUGUGUCGAUACUUUAGUAACCUGUGAUAUUUAGUAUUAAACAUGAUUUACAUUCAUCAUGCAUGUCCGAUAAUGCUACUUCUUUGUGAGAUUAAACAAAUGACACUCAA
This is a messenger RNA of Haliotis rufescens (red abalone), 4439 nucleotides long. RefSeq names its product probable E3 ubiquitin-protein ligase DTX2. Bases 182 to 2710 code for a protein of 842 amino acids. Gene Ontology annotation, biological process: Notch signaling pathway; protein ubiquitination. Gene Ontology annotation, cellular component: nucleoplasm. The record is from RefSeq and is a predicted model, not a curated record. Lineage: Eukaryota; Metazoa; Mollusca; Gastropoda; Lepetellida; Haliotidae. The transcript has 6 exons. Gene Ontology annotation, molecular function: ubiquitin protein ligase activity.